Galendromus occidentalis (western predatory mite) is the source of this 1494-nucleotide messenger RNA. Its product is annotated as paired box protein Pax-6-like. Gene Ontology annotation, biological process: anatomical structure development; regulation of transcription by RNA polymerase II. The record is from RefSeq and is a predicted model, not a curated record. Bases 1 to 1494 code for a protein of 497 amino acids. Gene Ontology annotation, molecular function: DNA-binding transcription factor activity, RNA polymerase II-specific; RNA polymerase II cis-regulatory region sequence-specific DNA binding. Lineage: Eukaryota; Metazoa; Arthropoda; Arachnida; Mesostigmata; Phytoseiidae. The transcript has 4 exons.
AUGGAUUUAUCGGUUCGGGCGAGUCCUCCCGGAGCUCCAAUCAAGACCGAACUCCAGGACGAUGGCGAUCGGAGCUCUCCCGAUGCCGUGACCCGACUCUCGAGGUCUCCGAGCCCAACGAACGUCAAGAGCGAGCUGCCCAAACUGUCGGACAAAGAAGACGCGUGCUCGAACUCGAAUCCCUUUUUGAAAUUGUUUCCCCAAUUGGACGCGAGAGGAGCUGCUCUGGUGGGCUUUCCGAUGCCGCAGAUUCCGGGCUCACCGGCUCUGUGGCCAUCGGGACUCUCGCUACCGGGCCUUGGCCUGCCAGUCGACCUCGCACAGUUAGCGGCUCUCAGACAACCUUAUGAACUUGCGAGACACCUAUUCCAAGCCCAACAGAACUCAAACUUGCACAUGGGGAAAAUGUUGCUCGAGCAACAGCAACAACAACAACAACAGAAAUCCCCUGUGUCCUCGGGAGGAACCGCAUCCCCUGUGAAUGCAGUUUCGACCGCAGUCCCCACUGGAGUCAACGCCGCCGGAAUGAUGUCCGCUAACCGUGGAGUAAUCGGCGGUUCGAAGCCAAAAGUUGCCACCCCUCAAGUUGUAGCGAAAAUUGAGUCGUACAAGCGAGAGAAUCCGACCAUCUUUGCUUGGGAAAUCAGAGAACGACUCAUUUCGGACGGUGUUUGCACGAACAGCACAGCGCCCUCCGUCAGUUCCAUCAAUCGAAUUCUCAGAAAUCGGGCCGCUGAACGAGCAGCUGCCGAAUUCGCCCGAGCAGCUGGCUACGGUGCAGUUGGUGGCAUGCCGCUAGGAGUCCUAUCGGGACAAACUCAAACCCCGCCCCCUCCGCCGCACAUUUGGUCUCCGGCGUUCCUGUCGCACAUGAACCCUCUCCAACACCCACAACCACAGCAACAGCAUCACUUGCGAGCCGCGGACCUGGACUCACAGUUGGACCGCGAACGAGGGAGCGGCGACGAGUCUAACGGGGCCGACUCGGACGAUACGGACCGACCAAAGUUCCGUCGGAACAGAACCACGUUCAGCCCGGAGCAAUUAGAGGUUCUCGAGGAGGAGUUCGAAAAAACUCACUAUCCUUGCGUCGAUACCCGUGAGCGCCUCGCCUCGAAAACGGGUCUGUCCGAAGCCCGUGUGCAAGUUUGGUUCUCGAAUCGACGCGCAAAGUGGCGUCGGCACCAACGCAUGAACUCCCUCGGAAACCCGAAGGGGGGGCCACCGGCUUCCUCGCCUUCGAUAUCGCCGGCGCCACCCUCUCCGCCCCCAUCAUUCAAUGGGGGUACCGUGAAAGUGAACGGUCUAAAUCACCCAUUUUCGAUCAACAAUGUUCUCAUGCACCUUUCACAGCACGCUGCCGCAUCGGGGGCGAAUCUAUCCCCACUUGCCGUCUCGAGCCAUCUCUCCGCUUUCUCCAAACCUAUUCCCGGUAGUCAUCACGCAACAAAAAGUGACGACGACGCUCCGGCGAGUCCGAUCAAAGUAGAUUAG